CGCGGCGCCGCGUGACGGAUGAGGAAGCGGCCGUUGCGCCUGCCCACAGGCGGCAGGCGGCCAAUGGGCGGAGGAGCUCUGCUGACGGGCGGCGGACGGGGCCAAUAGCGGCCCGGGGCGGGGUGAGUUUUGCAGGUUCUGCUGCCGAGCCUCAGUCUGCCGGGCCUGUUCUCGCUGUCGGUUUAUUUCCGUGCUGUCGGUGACGCUCACGGUGUCGUGCUUCGUUCUCCGCGUGUUGCAGAGCCGCGGGCCCGGCCAUGUCCCCGCUGCCGGAGGCGGAGCUGGUGCGCAGCUCGGUGCAGCUGUACCGGUACCUGCUGCGCUGCUGCCGCCGCCUGCCCGCGGGGCCCGUCCGGCAGCACUACCGCCACGCCAUCCGCCAGAGUUUCAAAGUCCAUGCUGAUGAAGAUGAUCCUGUGCGAAUCCAGCAGAUCAUUAAAAGAGCCAUUGAGGAUGCUGACUGGGUGAUGAAUAAAUAUAAAGACCAGAAGUAGAAGAGGAAGGAUGAAACCAGGGAAGACAUUGGUAAACAUCCUUAGAGGACUUGCAGUCAAGCGCAGUAUUAUAUUAGAAUUAUUGCCUGAAGUUUUGUGUUGGAUAAUAUAAAUACAAUAAUUUAUAUUUCACUGGGAUGUCAUGAAGCUAAAUUAAUAUUUCUGAAGAAAUUUAAUUUUGUAAAUUGCUUUGUAUAAUCACGUACUUCUAAGUUAAAUCCCAAGCUUGCCUAACAUUUGAGUAACUUAUUCCAUUAUACUGUUAGGCCUGGCUCAACGCUAGCAGUGUGUGAUAAGGCUUGUUGUGCAGGUUCUUUGGGGACAAGGUGCCCCUGCAUCACUCACCGUGGAUUUGGGGACUGAGCGUUUCAUCCUCUGUGUGUGGGACACUGGUUAUGGCUGGCACUCUGCUGGGUCACAUCGGCCUCUGCUGGGACAGUUGGUGUUAGAGUGCUGCCAGCUGAGUGGGGUCAGUGCCAGCUGAGUGGGGUCAGUGCCAGCUGAGUGGGGUCAGUGCCCACUGAGUGGGGUCAGUGCCCACUGAGUGGGGUCAGUGCCAGCUGAGUGGGGUCAGUGCCCAUUCCGCCGGGUCUGUGUCAUGUGCGAUGCUCUGCAGCUCAGAGGCAUCACCAGGCUUUGUAGCACAUAAUAAAUGUCCAUUA
Agelaius phoeniceus (red-winged blackbird) is the source of this 1156-nucleotide messenger RNA. NCBI's taxonomy places the organism in Eukaryota, Metazoa, Chordata, Aves, Passeriformes, Icteridae. The record is from RefSeq and is a predicted model, not a curated record.